AAGGAGAGACCAGAGAUUGUAAACCGACAACACCAAACGCAGAACUUCGGCCUUCAUUUCUCCUCUCGUUCCUUGUGGUUACUUAUCGUCCUGAACCUCACUCACGCGCCCCACAAUAAUCAGGAAAAGAAAAAUAUAUCUACCAUUUCUACUCAAUAAUCCAAUAAUCUCUUCUUCGUCCACUGCCACCGUCUUCCUCGCCCCUCUCGAUGCCCUAAUCACUUGCCCUCGCCGGAACUUCCCAGGGCGCGUCGCCGCCGCCGGCGAUAUCAGUGGCACCAAAAUUUCAAAUCUUACCUUCUCUUGCUAUCUCUAGGGUUUGUUUGUUGUUUUUCCUUUUUGGGGGUUUGGAUUUGAAUCUGGAAUCGUAUUUGGGAUUUGGUUUGCGGAAGAAAGGAAUAACGACGACGACGUAACGACGACGGCGUCGAAGGAUCUGUUAGGGUUUUAAUCUUAUGGCUGGGAGUCGUAAAAGGGGAGGGAACAAAGCAAAAGUUGAGAAUUUUAGUUUGGGUGAUCUUGUUCUUGCCAAAGUCAAGGGUUUCCCUGCUUGGCCUGCCAAGAUUAGCAGGCCUGAAGAUUGGGAGCGAGAGCCUGACCCUAAGAAAUAUUUUGUCCAAUUCUUUGGAACAGAAGAAAUAGCUUUUGUUGCCCCUGCCGAUAUUCAAGUGUUUACAAAUGAGACAAAGAGUAAAUUGUCUGCUAAGUGUCAAGUUGUUAAAACUAGGUACUUUGUCCAAGCAGUUAAGGAAAUCUGCGUGGCAUUUGAUGAGUUACAUAAAGAGAAGUCCAAUGAUUUGAGAAAUGAAUCUGAUAGACCAGAACCUAGCCGUGAGGCUUCAUCUGCUGAUGGGGUUGAGGACGAAGGCUCUAAGGCUGACUUAAAGAAUGGACCAGUUGCAGUAGCACCUGAUGAAGAAACCACUAGUUUAGGAAAAGGUGAAAGUAAUAGAGAACACAUAAAGCCUUUGAUUUCCGGUCAUGCAGAUGAUAGCUCAUCUCCAACUAUGUCUUUUGAGGGUAAAGAUAAAAUUUCAAGUGGUGAACAAGCUAAAAAGGUGGUGUUAUCUCCAGCAUCUUUAGAUGAGCCUUCUCAUAUAAAGGAGGAAUUUUCUGAUGAUAAAAUUUCUACAGUCAAUUCCACUAAGAAAAUUUUGAGGUAUGAUCAGAUGUCAAAGAAGAUGGCUCCUGGGUUAAAGAAAAGAACCCAUCAAGGGCAGAAAAGCAGCAGCUCAGCUGCAACAUUAUCGAGGGAUGUUAAAUCUGGUGGUUGUCUUGAUCGGCCUGAUUUUGAGGAGCAAUUAAAGGAUAGACUAAAAGGCAAAGUCUUGGAUAGCUCUGCAAGGAAAUUCUCGCCAGAUGAUUUCAAAUCAAAUUCUAAUCACAAUAGUGGUAAAAAGCCAAAGGAAUUGCUGAAAAGCAAAAGCAACAGCAACUUGAAGGUUACCGCUGAUGUAAAGGAUGCUGUGGCUAAUCCAAAGGUUGAGACUACUGGCAAGAAAAAAAGGGGUGAAACUGGAUUUGGAAAGCCAAAACCGGGAGGAGAUGAAGUUUUCCAUCCUGGCAAAAAGCCAAAGGUUUUAGAUAUGGAAAAUGAGGCUUCCAAGGGAUCUCUUGUCAAAAAAAUGAAAACUAAUUCUCCAAGCUCUAACAAUGUCAAUGACAAAGCUGCUAAACAGUCAGAUUCGAGGAAAUCCACACCUCAUGUUUCAGUAUUGAGAGCUCGGGCAUCUGUUAUUUCUGAUGUUUCCAAUGAUGAAGCUGUGCUGCCCUUACCAAAACGCCAAUGGCUGGCUCUGGAGUCAAUGGUUGAUUCUAGUUAUUCUGACAAUAAAAUUGGAAAAAAUCCUGUUGAAUUGAAGAAUGACACUUCAAGUUCUGGUAAUGUGAAACUUCCUGCUACCCAAUUGCCCAGAAGGCCUAGAGCUGUUUGUCUUUUUGAUGAUGAUGAAGAAGAUCCCAAAACCCCACUUCAUGGAGUAUCUACCCGGGAUGUUAAAGUAACUUCUGUUGUUUCUUCUGCUUCAAAAAUCAUUGAUGUAAAUCACUCAACUGCUACUGAUGCUCAACGCAGUAUUGGAGAUUCCAGCCAAUAUGAGAACAAUGGUCCCAAGGAGGCAUCUUCACAAUUGGUGAAUGAUUUUGUGUCACAUAUUCGACCACAAACUGUUGAAAGGAGGCUUUCUAUUCAUGCCUUCGCUCCUGAAAGAUCAGAAUCAGAACAGUUGUCUUCCAAGGAGGCAAAACCAGUCCUGAUUUCCCCCAUGAAGUCUCCUUAUCUGGUUUCUGCCACAAAACAAGUUGAACAAUACAGAACUGCUAAAGCCGCUGUCAAGGUUUCGACUGAUGGUUCAAAGUCUUCUCAAAAUCAGGUUUCGAGUCAAAGACAUAGACAAGCUUCUUCCGUAGAGAGAUCGAAAUCUACUCCAAAAGAAGUUUCACGUGUAAAUGACACCACUUUUGUUACUGAAACUUCAAUGGAAUUUGACAUCUUUAGAGAAUAUAGAGGUGGUUCGCUGAUUGAUUCCAAAAAUCCAGAUUCUGCUACGUCAAUGAAGCAUCUUAUCGCCGCUGCCCAGGCAAAAAGGAGACAAGCUCACUCUCAACAGUAUUCUCUAGGAAAUCCUAGUUCUGUGUUUCUGUCGAUGUCUGAGGUUCUUGGGAGGAGCUCCAGUCCUGCAGUUCAACCUUUUCCCUCUGCGAUCAACAAUGAAGUGCAGGGAUUUGUUCAUCCAACAAGUAUAGUUUCUCCACCAACUCUUGGACGUCAGUCAGGAUCCCAAAAUCAACUGGACACGGAGGAGAUUGAAGAGAGAAGAGCUACUUCAGGACACAUGGCAGCUGGUGGCUCUCUCAGUGGUGGUACCGAGACAUCUGUUGCUCGAGAUGCUUUUGAAGGAAUGAUAGAGACUUUAUCAAGGACGAAAGAAAGUAUUGGACGUGCAACUCGCCUCGCUAUUGAUUGUGCAAAGUAUGGCAUUGCAAAUGAAGUUGUUGAGCUUCUCAUCCGGAAGCUGGAAAGCGAGCCCAGUUUUCAUCGUAAAGUUGACCUGUUCUUUCUUGUUGAUUCAAUCACCCAAUGCUCAUAUAAUCAGAAAGGCAUUGCUGGUGCUUCAUAUGUCCCUACUGUUCAAACAGCACUGCCCCGUCUCCUGGGUGCAGCUGCUCCACCUGGAGCAAGUUCUCGUGAAAAUCGUCGUCAAUGUCUUAAGGUUCUACGGUUGUGGCUUGAGAGGAAAAUUUUUCCUGAACCAAUUCUGCGGUGUUAUAUGAAUGACAUUGGAGUUUCAAAUGAUGAUACAAUCUCAGGGUUUUCCCUAAGGCGCCCGUCUCGAGCUGAACGUGCUAUAGAUGAUCCUAUAAGAGAAAUGGAAGGCAUGCUUGUCGACGAGUAUGGCAGUAAUGCUACAUUUCAGCUGCCUGGCCUUUUGUCUUCAAAUGCAUUUGAAGAUGAUGAGGAAGAUCUUUCAGACAGUCCUUGUGGAGAAGCUGUUGACGCAUCACCUCUAGAAACGGCUCAGAUUUCGGCAGAGUUAGAAGUGUGUACGGUUACUCCAAGUGACAGGCGUCAUUGCAUCUUAGAAGAUGUGGAUGGUGAGCUUGAAAUGGAAGAUGUGUCUGCACACCAGAAGGAUGACAGACCAUCAUUCGCUAAUGAUACUCUUGAAAAGGACAUGCAACAGCUGGACACUGAUAAGAUUAUGGAACCAGCUUCAAAUAGCUCCGACGGAUUCCCUCCUAUACCAGAGGGAUCCCCACCAUUGCCCCCAGAUUCUCCUCCACCCCUACCACCUUUGCCACCUUCACCACCUCCACCCCCACCUUCAUCAUCUCCAUCACCACCCCCACCCCCACCUCAUCUACCCUUACCAGCACAACCACCUCCUCCUCUUUCGCUGCCUUCAUGCCCUCCUCCAGCCUUCGUACCCCAACCACCAUUACCCACUCAACCUUCACUGCUAUCUCAACCCAUGCCACCCCAGUCAUUGAUGCAGUCUUCACCACAGUUGGCGUAUCAACCACCUGUACAUCAUGAAUUUCAGGGCACACCAAAUGGUAAUCAUAUAGUUCAAAUGGGUGGAACUGCUCCUCAUGGAGGCCAUAUAGAUGUUGCUGUGAAAAGUGAAUCAUUUCUGCAGCAGUCACCUUGCUUUUCUUCAGGAGCCCGAAAUUCUCGGGAGCCUUCUGGAUAUAAUUCUUCAAGGCAAUUGGAAUAUGGACAUAAUGAAAUUUACUUAAAUGCCCAAUCCUCUCAACCAAGUCAACAAUUUCAACCUGGUAAUACAGCCUUGGUGCAAAGACCUUUGCCCCCGAAUCUGCCACAAAUUUCAUCCAGCCAUUUCUCAUUCACAAAGUCUUCCAUGCGACCACAUCCUCAGCAUUCAUAUCCUCCUCCAUACUCAUUGCCAUCGCAACAUGAUAGCCACAGGCCAUUUGUUGCUGAUGAACAGUGGAGAAUGCCUGCCGGAGAUUAUAAUACUGAUAAUCAGUGUGGGUGGAUGGCUGGAAGAAAUCCACCACCUUCUGGUCCAUUGUUUGUCCAGGAAGGUUACUUUAGACCACCUGUUGAAAGGCCACCCUCAAGUAAUAUGGGUUAUCCAAUUGCUUCCACCGAUAAUCUACCAGCUGGAGCUGCAAAUUCAGGUCAUGGUGUUUCACCAAUAUUGCCAUGUCGACCAGACAUGUCUGCCGUUAACAGUUGGAGGCCACCUCGAGAAUAAGGAUAUAGUCUUAUUAGUUGGCUGCGAGACAUGUUUCAUUGAAGGGUGGCUCAAUUUGUGGAUAGAAUACAAUUAUCACAUGAAGGCUGUGUUGAUAACUUGUGGAGACUCUUGGCAGGAUUGUGUAUAUUGUAAUUUUUCCUGACAAAUGUAUCCAGGAACGUUUGCUUCUGAGUGUAGCCCAUAUUUCUGACUUGGUUUAAAAUAUCAUAUAAUCUGAAAUAUCUGAAGUUAUGGUGAGGCAACUCGGGUAUUCACCAAUGUUGACAGGUCCUAAGAACAGAGCAAACUACUGCAAAAUGUUAAGGUAAAUAUUUGACUUGGAUUCUUGAGCUUAGACAAUGCUUGGAUUUUUUUUUAGUUAGAUACAAGUAGUUCUUACAAGGAUACUCCUGUCAAUUGUAGGUAGUUAGAAAAAUACUUGAAGAAAUUUUGGCUAAAACAUCAGUUUUUAUUUGGUAUCAUGUACUAUUAUGUAUAUUAUUUACACAUAAAUUUGUUUGCAUAGUACCUU
This is a messenger RNA of Hibiscus syriacus, 5235 nucleotides long. RefSeq names its product ENHANCER OF AG-4 protein 2-like. Gene Ontology annotation, cellular component: nucleus. Lineage: Eukaryota; Viridiplantae; Streptophyta; Magnoliopsida; Malvales; Malvaceae. Gene Ontology annotation, biological process: regulation of transcription by RNA polymerase II. The coding region runs from base 456 to 4721 and encodes 1421 amino acids. Gene Ontology annotation, molecular function: transcription coregulator activity; double-stranded DNA binding. The transcript is spliced from 13 exons. The record is from RefSeq and is a predicted model, not a curated record.